CCGAGCACUCCACUCGCAAUUACCACUGAUAACAAUGAUAACGCUAUCACUCGACAUCACAUUACGCUCUUAGCUAAUCAUAUCGGUCAAUUUUGAAAAAGUAAUGAUAGCAAUAAUAUAAACGAUGUUAUUAUUAAAUAUAUUGAAAAACAAAAUAAUUUAAAAAUUCAAUAAUUAAAUCUGUGAAGUGCGUGAAGUAAAUAAAGAAAUAAUAAGUGUUAAAAUGGAAGAUGUAACUAAGAAUGAUACGGAAUACGAAAAAAUCAACCAAUUGUACGAUGAGUGUCUUAAUUAUUUAAAAACUGUCAAAAAUCAUGAAGAUCCAUUAACGAAUGAAGAGAAUCCUGAAUACGCAACUAUACAAGAAGUUAAUAAAGAAACAGAUAAUCAAAUAUACAGUGUACCAAAUAAAGUUAAAACAUCCGUCGAGUUGAAGAUCGAAAAUGAAUUGGUAUCAAAUGAAAGUCUGAGUUCUAGUUAUAAGUCUGAGAGAUUGAGGCGUCUAUCACAACAGCUACCGAAAAUUAUAAUUACUCAAAGUAAUACAAGCUUGAAUGUUCAGAAUGAUAAACCACUAGAUGUAAAUAAAUCAAUAAAUCAGAAUCAUGUUGCUUACCCUCAGAAGAGUACUGUUAAGAGAGUUGAUGUUAAAAGAAUGGAGCCCGCGCUGCGGUACCGAGCGCACAGCGACUUACCCAAGCGUCUGAUAACGAAGGGUGGCGUCGAGAACGUUGCCCUGAUAUCGAAUGUGCCUUUUGAGAAUAUUCGCUUGUUGAACGACACUUUCCAUACUUUGAUAAAUCUCCGAUGGCGCUGGAUCGUCAUUGGUACUGUUGUGAUCCACUUUGCGAUCUGGCUCGUUUUUGCUGUGUUCUGGUACAUCAGUGCGCUGGCUCACUACGACUUCGAACCUGAACCCCCUCAAAGAGCUUGCGUCACCGGUGGAAAGGACUUCGUCACUAUAUUUCUGGCUUCUGUUGAAGCACAGACAACGAUCGGGUUCGGGGACCGCGCUAUUGACGAAGAAUGUCCCGAAUCAAUAUUUCUGUUCAUUAUGCAGUUAAUACUCGGCACCGGUAUGUCUGGUGUUUUGACAUGCGUCGUGUACGCCAAACUAACGAGACCUGAGAAAUUGUCACGAGAUGGCGUUGGCUUCAGUAAGAAAGCUGUGAUAUGCAUGCGAGAUGGGCGGCUUUGUCUCAUGAUACGUGCUUGGGAUCUCAACUAUGACCACAUCAUCAGUUCCGAAUUUACAGCACACUUUAUUAAUACUCGUAGAACCAAAGAAGGAGAAGUGAUCCGUUACUACUCGCAGAGUUUGAAUCUUCAACAACGACAGUUCCUACUGUGGCCUGUUACCCUGGUACAUGAGAUAGACGAGUCGAGCCCGUUCUACAGAUUUACACCGAAGGAUUAUACUGAACAUAGCUACGAGAUAACAGUGUGCCUCAAAGGCGCUUCUGCGUCGAUGGGCACCUUCACACAGAGCCAGACGUCCUACCUGCCCAGAGAAGUGGUGUGGGGCCAUCGCUUUCCCCCUGUUGUCAAGUACGAUGUUCACAAACAGAAAUACGUGAUAGAACAAUCAAAGCUGGACACCAUCGAACAAGUACUCACUCCAUAUUGCAGUGCCUACCACUUGUAUAGCACAUCCAGUCCAGCUUCAGAAAAGACAGAACCGCCCGGAAGUCCUGGAAGCUUCCAGGAGAAGGUAUCGACCUUCCAUCCCAAAAGAAUAUCGUCGUUCAGAAGAAAAGGCGCGAAGACAUAAAACAUUUGUGUGAUUAAAUCAUAACUACUGUUAUACUUUUCAUAUCAUCAUUAAAAUUACUAUGUACUGUAAUGGA
Messenger RNA from Melitaea cinxia (Glanville fritillary), 1847 nucleotides. RefSeq names its product inward rectifier potassium channel 2-like. Gene Ontology annotation, cellular component: plasma membrane. Gene Ontology annotation, molecular function: inward rectifier potassium channel activity. Bases 224 to 1771 code for a protein of 515 amino acids. The record is from RefSeq and is a predicted model, not a curated record. Gene Ontology annotation, biological process: regulation of monoatomic ion transmembrane transport; potassium ion import across plasma membrane. Lineage: Eukaryota; Metazoa; Arthropoda; Insecta; Lepidoptera; Nymphalidae. The transcript is spliced from 10 exons.